Messenger RNA from Melopsittacus undulatus (budgerigar), 3238 nucleotides. RefSeq names its product neuropilin and tolloid like 2 (gene NETO2). The record is from RefSeq and is a predicted model, not a curated record. NCBI's taxonomy places the organism in Eukaryota, Metazoa, Chordata, Aves, Psittaciformes, Psittaculidae. Gene Ontology annotation, molecular function: ionotropic glutamate receptor binding. The transcript has 9 exons. The coding region runs from base 195 to 1775 and encodes 526 amino acids. Gene Ontology annotation, cellular component: postsynaptic density.
UGGAUGUGGCUGAGCACGGCGGCUGGUACUGUGCCGCGCGGGGGCCCAGGCAUGGCCGGGGACGGACGGGGACCGGCCAAGCUGUAGCCGCGGACCACAGCGCCGUCGCGGGGGCCGCCGUCAAGCCCAGCUGCGGCCAUGGAGUGCCGGUGAUCGCCGUAGCCGCGGAGCCACAGCCGCGGCCCCGCCAGGAGAUGAUGGCCCUGCAUGCGUUCUGCUCGGUGCUAGAAGUGUUACUAGUAACAAUCUUUGUAGUGGAAGGGAUUGCCGUUGCACAGAAGACACAAGGUGGGCAAAAUAUUGGCAUGAAUCGCAUUCCUCCCGCUCAGUGUGACAACUGGGUACGGACAAGUAAUGGAGGACAUUUUGCUUCACCAAACUACCCUAAUGUGUACCCACCAAAUCAAGAGUGCAUCUAUAUCCUAGAAGCUGCUCCACGACAGAGAAUUGAGUUGACCUUUGAUGAACCUUAUUACAUAGAACCUUCAUUUGAAUGUCGCUUUGAUCAUCUGGAGGUUCGAGAUGGACCCUUCGGUUUCUCCCCUCUCAUUAAUCGUUACUGUGGUCUGAAAAGUCCUGCACUAAUUAGAUCAACAGGGAGAUUUAUGUGGAUCAAGUUUACUUCUGAUGAGGAGCUGGAGGGAAAGGGAUUUCAAGCAAAGUACUCAUUUAUACCAGAUCCUGACUUCACUUACCUAGGAGGUAUUUUAAAUCCCAUCCCAGACUGCCAGUUUGAGCUCUCAGGAGCAGAUGGAAUAGUACGCUCUAGUCAAGUAGAACAAGAAGGAAAAACAAAACCAGGACAAGCAGUUGACUGCAUAUGGACAAUUAAAGCUACUCCAAAUGCUAAGAUUUAUAUGCGAUUUCUCGACUAUCAAAUGGAGCAUUCAAAUGAAUGCAAAAGAAACUUUGUUGCUGUGUAUGAUGGAAGUAGUUCUAUUGAAAACCUGAAGGCAAAAUUCUGCAGUACUGUAGCAAAUGAUGUCAUGCUGCAGACUGGCACAGGUGUGGUACGGAUGUGGGCAGAUGAAGGCAGUAGGCUAAGCAGAUUCAGAAUGCUGUUCACUUCAUUUGUGGAUCCUCCCUGCUCAGGCAGCACUUACUUCUGCCAUAGCAACAUGUGCAUCAAUAAUUCUUUAGUGUGCAAUGGCAUUCAGAACUGUGCAUACCCUUGGGAUGAAAAUCACUGCAGAGAAAAGAAAAGAACUGGAUUGUUUGAACAAAUUACCAGAACUCAUGGAACAAUCAUUGGCAUCACGUCAGGAAUAGUUUUAGUACUUCUCAUCAUUUCAAUUCUAGUACAAGUAAAACAACCUCGCAAAAAGGUUAUGGCUUGCAAGACUGCAUUCAAUAAAACUGGCUUCCAGGAAGUAUUUGAUCCUCCACAUUAUGAACUGUUUUCACUGCGAGACAAAGAAAUUUCUGCAGAUCUGGCAGAUUUAUCAGAGGAGCUUGAAAACUACCAGAAAAUCAGACGCCCUUCAACAGCUUCCAGAUGCAUUCAUGACCAUCACUGUGGCUCUCAGGCCUCUAAUACAAAACAAAGUAGGACAAACCUCAGCUCUGUGGAGCUUCCCUUCCACAAUGACUUUGCUCAGCCUCAGCCAAUGAAAACAUUUAACAGCACAUUCAAGAAAAGUAGCUACACUUUCAAACAAGCGCAUGACUGCCCUGAGCAAGUCAUAGAAGACAGGGUGAUGGAGGAGAUUCCGUGUGAAAUUUAUGUUCGAGGAAGAGAAGAUGCGGCACAAGGUUCAUUGUCUAUUGACUUUUGAUUUCCUAGUGAAGGUGGUAUCAGUGUCUACAAGAUGCUUGUGUACAAUGACAGUGUAUAUAUUUAAAGUGUAUUAUAUGCAGCGUGUGAGAUACACUUUUAGCUUAUUAUAUUUGAUUUUAAAAAAGUCUGCAUAACUAAUUCUUUCUGAGAAAUGGUAGAUUUCCUCCCAUCUUCCUAACAUACCUACCUAGUGGAGGAGUAAGACAGACUUUGCAUGGAAACUACAAGUAAAGGAUAUUAGAAUUAAAAACCCAGCAGCUACUAACCACUGAAGACUGAAAACAAUUAUUACUAUUCCUUAUCUAAUUUUCUCUUCUUUAGGCAUCUGCUUUUCAAGACAAUUUUAAUACCUCAGUUACAUAAAUAAAAGUGCACCACAUGUAUGUCAACAUAGGUGUCUUACUGUAUUUGUCAAAUUGAAAGUAGUGUUAAGUGCCAGUUAAGAAUCAAGAAUAGUGUUACAGCCAUGUUUCAUCUUGCCUACUGUUUAUAUUGCCUUUAAUUGUUAGUUCUUCACUCUGCUUUGUGAGAAGUGAAAAGGAUUACUGCCUUUUAAAAUAGUCACAUGAAUUUUAAUACAUUUGAACAUAUGUAAUUUUGCAGCUUGUGGUUUAAACACAAGUUAAGUACUCGUGUUAGUCUAGAUGCAGACUUUCACAACAAUAUUUUUUCAAGAAGAUUUGGGAUUUUAAAAUAUUCUGCCAUGUAUUACAGAUCCAUAUGGCUCACUGACUUCACAGCUCUGUAGUUAGAAAACAAUUUUGUUCCAGCCUUUUCCAAGUACUGUCAUAAAUAGGCUGUACUGUACAUUUGUUCCUUAAAUAGCUUUUUCCUCCAUAUUGCAGCAAAUCUUCCCUACUGAAAUCAGUGGUAAUACUUUUAGCUCAUGUUCCACUUGCCUGAAGAGAACUGUUCUGAGGUCUGUGUGACUACCAGGUACAUGAAGAUACUGGAGACAGAGAAAUCACAAAGCAACUCUUGAUUUACCCUUGGAACAUUUCUUACACCCCUUGAUUCCACUCACAAAAUUGCACAUUUCAUACCUUUUUUAGUAGUGGUUUGGACCUAAUUUUAAAAUUUUUACAAUAUAAAAAACUUUUUAAAAUAAAAUAAUUCUCAUUGUGUUUUUAAACUUUUUAUACAGUUUGAUACUGUACAGAUAUUUAUUGAAACAAAAUCUAACAGCUGUACAGCAGGCUUGUUUCAGUGUCCCUGUUUGCAGCUCAAAGUAACAUACAGUGCCUGCUGUGUACAUUGCAAUUUGCCAAUAACACUUAAUAUAACUUCUACAUUAGCCUACAUUUUAGACCCUGGCUUGUUUGGGUUUAUUCUGGUAUUUUGUUUUCAGGAAGCCUUUCACUGAAGGUGACCAACCAGCAUGUACUGGGCAUAUCCUUCAUUUACAAAUGUAUGUAAAACCAUAAUGCUUGCUGUUCUGACUAUCGUACAAAAAAAAAAAAA